Messenger RNA from Durio zibethinus, 2388 nucleotides. RefSeq lists its product as uncharacterized. The record is from RefSeq and is a predicted model, not a curated record. NCBI's taxonomy places the organism in Eukaryota, Viridiplantae, Streptophyta, Magnoliopsida, Malvales, Malvaceae.
UAUCUCACAUUCUUUCAUUGAUUUGCUCACUUCUUCUCUUCAACCAUGUCCUCAUCUAAUUCUAAAGAUGGUUCAGUACCGUCGCAAAAUGACCCUGCUCAACCCUUCACCAUUCAGGAGAUUAUUCAAAGCUUAUCCAAGCUGCUUAAUCGUCUCUCCGAGGAAAGAGACAAGAUUCUUAACGGCACUAAGGAGAAAGUAACCACGGAUUCGCCUGAUCAGGGGGAUGGCAAGAAGGACAGAGAUGAUGAAAACAAAAAAGAGGGUGACCAAAUGGAUAUGCAUAAUCAGCUUGAUAAAGUAUGCAAAGAACUCAAGUAUGUGAUUGGUGAAUUUAAUAAACUCAAAGAUUUUAAAGAUAAUCUUUCCGGACUACUCAAAACCCUUAAAGACAAUGUUGAUGACAUCCUAGCAGAUCUAUCUCACGCCUCAACUGAGUCGGUAAAGAAGCUGAUUGAACGGAAUCUUAGAGUGCUGAGAAGCAACAUCACAAAAGUGAAAGUUCAGAUCCCUUUACAGCGUCGCGUUUCUUCUGGUUCUGAGGCACGUGGGUAUUUACAAACCAGGGCUGUUGGCAAAGAACUCGGUUCCCUGCCUAAUCCAUAUGAAGCACAUGAAAUAUUUGAGAGCGGGUCUUUUCUCAAAGAAUUUCGAGACCAUUAUCGGGAUCUUGCUAAAAGGGACAAGCUGUGUUUGUUGUGUUUCGCAAUUUUCCCAGAGAACGCAGAGGUUAAGAAGAGGCUUCUACGAUUUUGGUGGGAUGGGGAAAUGUUAACACCAUCUCCAGUUUCAGGUACAGGGGAAAGGUCAACACCGUCUCCAAAUUCAGAUGCAGGGGAAAGCUCAACACCAUCUCCAGAUUCACAUACAAAGUGUUUUGUAAAUAAAACUCUUGACAAAUUUGUAAAGAUGGGAUUCAUUGAGCCUGUUACUAAGAGAAGCAGAUCGCAGACUACCAGCUACAAGAUGCAUCCGAUUAUUCGUUCUUUCAUCGUCAAGCGUGCUAAGGAGGCUAACUUCUUUGAUUACGACCUCAAGGGAGAACCUACCAUGGAAAUUUCAGAAAGCAAAAAGUCAUGUUUGGUAAAAUCUGAAAAUACUUCUUGGUUCUCAAAGAAUCCACUUUCAAAGCCUGAUCCAACGGGGGAGAAACUAAGACAGGAAAAAGAGAAAAUAAUGAAAAAUUUGGAAGUGCUGCAAACGUUAUUCAAUGUCAGUAAGCAAUUUCCUGAUUUGCCGGAGGAGCUGUUUUCCAAGAUGAGAAACAUAGGCGUUCUUUAUUUAGGAAGAUGGGAGAGCACAGCUGAGCACCAUAUCGAAGUGGAAAACACGAAUUUUUUAACAGGGUUGAAAAAUUUGAAGAAGUUAAGGUUUUUUAGUCUUCAAGGAAUCUCCGGAAUCUCGAAGCUCGAAAAUUUUCUUUGCCAGCUCAACAAAUUGAGAAUCUUAGAUCUCAGAGCAUGUCACAAUCUGGAGGAACUACCAAAGGGGAUUGGUUCACUCAAGAAGCUGAUUUACUUGGAUUUAUCUGAGUGCUAUUUGCUAGACAAAAUUCCCAAACAACUAUCUCAACUCUCACAACUCGAAGUCCUUAAGGGCUUCGUAAUUAGCAAAAAUAGCUCAUGCACUCUUGGCAGCUUGACAGCAUUACCAAAUCUGAAGAAACUCAGCAUCAACGUGAACGACAAGGAUUUCUCAAUAAAAAAAGAGGAGGCAAAUUUCUUAAAGUUUGAGGCGCUUGAGAAAUUGAAAAUAGCAUGGGGAGCGAUGGAAAGGGGAGCAAAGCGGACAAGUGGAAACGAGGUGAAUAAUGAAACAAAAGCCACGCGAAGAGACAAAGGUGAAAAGAAAGGUAAUGGAAAUCCCAAGAGCAAUGCAGACAAAAGUACAGACCGCAAAAAGCAAGAAAGUGAAGCAUCAAAAUCAAGGGCCGUAAUGAAAGUUCAGAAUCUAAAAAUACAAUGGGGAGCCUGCGGAAAAGGAUCGCCAACAAAACCUGACAACAAAAAAGAUGCAACAAGUCAGAAGCUAGUAAAACUGGACCUCGAAUGUUUUCCAGAAAGAGAACUACCAACGUGGCUGGACCCGGAGAAGCUGACAAGCCUAAAGCGUCUCUACAUUAGAGGAGGAGCACUCAGUAACCUGGGUGCUAACGAGAAAAAGUGGGAGGUGGAGAGUUUGCGUUUGAAGUACUUAACCAAUAUAAAGAUCAACUGGAAAGAACUUCAAAAACAAUUUCCAAAACUCAAUCAUUUGGAGAAAGUCCAAUGCCCUCAAAUCACCUUCUGCCCAUGCGAUGCAAGCGGAGUGUGGAAAUUGAAGCAACCUUGAAAAAAUUGCAGUUGAAAAUUUCAAGAAGUUGCCAGACAGGGAUGGCAUCAUGAAUUC